This is a messenger RNA of Gymnodraco acuticeps, 2401 nucleotides long. RefSeq lists its product as uncharacterized. The transcript is spliced from 5 exons. The record is from RefSeq and is a predicted model, not a curated record. The coding region runs from base 1167 to 2303 and encodes 378 amino acids. Lineage: Eukaryota; Metazoa; Chordata; Actinopteri; Perciformes; Bathydraconidae.
CAAGUUGACAAAAAUACAGAUGUUUUUAUGAUUAGCUCGUUGAUCCUGAUAAGGCCUCUUUUUCAUCUGCUUUAGGACAGACAAAUUAGUCUUACAAUUAGGGUGCCUGUACUCCUUUUCAGAGGUGCCUUGUGAUGAAAUGUUCCCACAGGUUCAUUAACUGUGUAAUUAAAUGCAUCACUACAUUUAACCUCUGUGCCAGACACAUUAAUGCAUCAAUAAUCAUCAUCCAGUCAUAUCAUAUACAAACUGCAACAUAAUGAAAUGGGCCAGUCUUUUCUCUUGGUACUUUACUUUAAGUAUAUUUUGAGGCCAGAGUUGUUGCUUAUGAAUAUUGAAACCGUUAGCUUUUUUUUAAUGAUAUGCCACACAACUUGUUUGAUGCUUUCAACACCUGAAACCACUCAGGUUUUGCGUAUUGGAGAAGUGAAAUGGUCAAAAUCUAUAAUGUGAUUUUAAGAAAAAAAAGUCUAUUCAAUAGAAAGGUUUAUCACAGGGAGGCUGCAGUUAGGCCAUGUGCCUGGAGAUGCAUAAAGACAGACGAACCAAACCAUCUGACCUGAACUGGGUUGUGAGCCCAGCCAGAUGCAGUCGUCAAUUAAUCAGCAAUAAGGUCAAAUGUAGGAAAAGUGUCUCACAACUGAUAUUUCCCCAUAAUCUGUCAUUUUCAGUAUUUUGCCAACUCAUAAUCUAUAUAGUCACCAUCCAUUAUAUUCAUCUUUAUUCACAGGUUUGUAUCUUUAAAAGUGAAUCAAUCUUGGAAUGUAUAAAGAACCUGAUUACGUGCUUUUGUUUCUUUAAAGUAUUUGUACCUUUGUACUCUGAGUGAAUACAUUUAGAAAACGUAGUAAUUGAUCUUGUAAAUGUUUGAACAUUAUGAUAGGUCGUCUAGUCAAAGUGAACUUGCAGUUUUGAUACUCAUAGUGUUGUUCUAUCUGAAUGACAGUAUAGCAUGUUAAAACAUUUGAGCUAACUACAGUGUUGUGUUAGAAAUGUGAGAAAAAAAGCAUAAUAUUGGUGUUGAGAAUAUCAGAAAUAACGGUAUUGUAUAGUAUUUAGAUAACAUGUAAGCAAAGUACAUAUAUAGUGUGUUAAAAAAAUUGAAAGAAUUACUAUUAGUAUGUUGAAAAAGUGAAAAAUAACGAUAGAGCAGAAAACCCACUCGGAUGGAGCCAGCUAUUUGGACGAGUACGAGAAGAGGAAAAAGAAGAAGAGCAGAAGAUGAAGAAAAAGAUGUCACUUAUGACUCUCUUCGAAUUACAACAUUGAAAAAUGAAAAUUCAACCAUGAACUACAAUGAAAGUUAUUCUGUGAGCCCCAGGCAGCCCACCCUGCCUCCGGUCUCCAACAGGACCCUGACCCACCCGUCUUUCAUGCCUCUGUACCUGGCUGUAGGCUUUACACACCAGCACGCCGACUGUGGCAGCCUAACAGUCCUUCCCCUCGGCCCAGCAGAGUGUUUCUACUCUGAUCCCACCCUGACCUGUGGAAGGAUCCCUAACGUAGUAAGUGAUUUGAGGGUUUUCGAGUGCUUCGAGCUCAACACUCCCCCACCAGUUAUGUCCCCCUGCCCGGCUCCACCUCCCUGUCCAGACCCAUUCAAAUUCGGACCAAACCCCACCAGGAAUCUGGGCCACCUCACUCUGGAAAUCAACAACCUCCACCCUGCAGUGCAGAAAGGCCAGGUUGUGCUCCAGCUCACCCAGGAGGAGGACCAGGCCAUCACUAACCUCCUGACACUGCACUACCAAGAAGAGCCUUUACAGAUGGAUGAGACCCUUACCAGUGUCAACCCCAACUCGUUCUGUCAUCCAGAAACAAUCGACUUCACUGCAGCUCCCAAUCCCUGCUUCCUUAGUGAUCUGCAAUAUCCAGGGGAAACCAUUGAGUUUCAGCAGGGAAGGUGUUGGUCAGAGACAGAGCUUGAUGCUGCCAACACACUCUUGAGCUGCUCUAGACUGGUGGAGCAGGAGGGAAUAAUCCAGGGCCACAACAAAUCAUCAGUAACACUUCCUCUGCUACACCUGCGUCAUGAGGAUUCAUCCCGAAGCUCUGAAAGCCAACACGUUUCGGAGACUUCUCCUGCCUUCAUAACUACCGAUUGUGCCAAAAAGGACUGGGGGGAUUUGGAGGAGGGAAGGAAUUAUGAUGAAGUCCAUCUGCUGGAGUCUUCACUGUCCUCAGGCUCAAAGGCAGGGAGAGGAUUAGGCACCUCUGUAGAGUUUACUAAGGUUAAGGACAUCUUAGAUUCUGAGGGAGAUGCUGUGCAUGUCCUCCUGAGCCUAGGAGACACAGGAGUUUAGGAUUAUUCUUAUAUAUUGUGUUUAGCUUUAAAAAGGGACUUUAUUACCUCAUUAUGCAAACCACUGGUUGAUCUUGAUUCAUACACUUCCUUAUUUUU